Hemicordylus capensis (graceful crag lizard) is the source of this 4451-nucleotide messenger RNA. It is a transcript of the gene RCC1, whose product is annotated as regulator of chromosome condensation 1. The transcript is spliced from 11 exons. Bases 664 to 1938 code for a protein of 424 amino acids. Gene Ontology annotation, molecular function: guanyl-nucleotide exchange factor activity. The record is from RefSeq and is a predicted model, not a curated record. Lineage: Eukaryota; Metazoa; Chordata; Lepidosauria; Squamata; Cordylidae. Gene Ontology annotation, cellular component: cytoplasm.
UUUCUGAUCGGGUUGCGGGGAUCUGAGGCUUCCUCUGCUGUUUACGCGCACACCUCAUAGGGGAGGGGGAUGGUCUGCUUUUAAAAAUUGCGGCCGGUAGGCGGCGCGUGAGUUUAAUUGAUUUUUCCCCCCUCCUCCGCCGACAGCCAAUGGCAACAGCACCCGGGCCCCUCAAUGCGCAUGCUCCUACAGACUCCGGUUGCCGGGGGGCAAUCCAGAGUGAGUCUUGGCAGACUUCAGGGGGUUGAAGAGACAAAGACAGAGCUUCCUGUGUCCCUGUGUGUGUCGUCUUCCUGCAAAACCUGAACAGUUUGGAGAGCUGGAUCCAUCAGUCUGCUUGCUCUCAGCAGCAAUUGAAGAGCAUAGGAAGAAUCCUGCUGGAUCAGACCAAAAGUGCAUCUAGUCCAGCAUCCUACUUCCUGAAGUGGCCAAUUAAAUGUUCCUGGGGUGCCCACAAGCAGGGCAUGAAGACAGCAGCCCCUUUUCCUUGUUGGUCUUCAGCAACUGGCGUUCAGUGCUAUACUGCCUCUAGGAAUGGGAGGUGCCAUUUCUGUCAUGGCAAAUAGCCAUUAACUGAUUCCAUGGUGGAAUCAGUUGGAUUCCGUCUCCAUGGUGUGGUGCUGCUUCUUCUGUCUGCUUACCUUCAGCCAGUAUUAAAAAAACAUGCCAAGGAAACGGAUGUUGGACAAAGACAGUGCUCCCAAGGUGAAGCGGACAAAAGUCAGUCACCACUCACACUGCACAGAGCCAGGGCUGGUGUUGACCCUUGGACAGGGUGACCUUGGGCAGCUGGGCCUUGGACCUGACGUGCUUGCGAGGAAGAGACCUGCCCUGGUGGAGCUACCUGAAAACAUCAUCCAGGCGGAAGCGGGAGGGGUUCACACGGUGUGCCUCAGUGGAACAGGCAAAAUCUACACCUUUGGCUGCAAUGACGAGGGUGCCUUGGGGCGGGACACUUCGGAAGAGGGGUCUGAUUCUGUCCCGGGGCUCGUGGACCUGACUGAGAAGGUGGUGCAGGUGUCUGCUGGUGACAGCCACACGGCGGCAUUGACGGAUGAUGGGCGUGUCUUCAUCUGGGGAGCUUUCCGGGACGAGAACGGCGUUAUUGGCUUACUGGCUCCUUUGAAGGGUGGAGAGGGGCUUGCGUCUGCAAGCGGCAGCUCUGUUCCUGUGGAGCUGCAGCUGAAUGUGCCGAUCGUCAAGAUUGCCUCAGGGAGCCAUCACUUGGCAUUAGUGUCCAUGACGGGCAUCCUUUACACCUGCGGCUGUGGAGACAAUGGCCAGCUGGGGCGAGUGCAUCCAGUCUUCACUGUCCGAGGAGGAAGGAAAGGAUUGGAGCGGCUGCUGCUCCCACAACCUGUCAUCUUCAAGCAGAAAGGCUGUAGGACCAAGGGACACGUUCGGGACGUCUUCUGUGGCUCUUACUCCACCAUUGCCAUCACUGAGGAGGGACAUGUCAUUGGGUUUGGCCUCUCCAAUUAUUACCAGCUGGGUUCACAAAACAUCGACACCUACUAUUCCCCAAAGAUUCUGACGGCCUUUAAGAACUCCACUAAAUCCUGGAUUGAGUUCUCUGCUGGGCAGCACCACACUGUGUGCCUGGACUCGGAAGGAACAGUGUAUAGUCUGGGCAGGGCAGACUACGGUAUGCUGGGCCUGGGUGAGGGAGUUGCAGAGAAGAAUACACCCAUAGCCAUCCCUGGACUGCCAAAGUCGACAUCCGUUGCCUGCGGAGAACGUGUUGGCUAUGCAGUCACGGAAGAUGGUUGUGCAUUUGCCUGGGGAAUGGGAUCUAACCUCCAGCUGGCCACGGGGGAGGAAGACGAUGCUUGGAGCCCAGUGCAGAUGUCGGGUCAGCAGCUGCAGAACCGCACGGUCCUCUCCGUGAAGGGCGGAGGGCAGCACACUGUUUUACUAGUCAAGGACCGGCAGAGUUGACCAACUUCUGCAGCCUCGGCAAGAAGCCCCCAAGGGGCACCACUUUCCUGAGUCUUCGGCAGGGGUGCUUGAAAGACUGGCUUUUUACAACUUCCUGUGAAACCUCCAGAUAUUUUUCUGGAGAGGAGAAUUAGCUCAUAUAAAAAACUCUCUCUGAUGCUGGAAUUGGUUUAUAUUUAAUUGAUUUUCCUCAUUACACUCUCAAAGCUCCUGGUGGUUGGAAAAAGGACUCUCUCAUAUUUUUUUAAAAGGGAUGGAUUCUUCUCUAAAACACUGAUUUCCCACAUUUUUAACCGUUUUACUUGCCAUUUCCCUUGCUUAUUUCUGAGGGAUAGCUGAGAUCUCCAGAAUGUGUAAUCAGUUUACCUCACCGUCCACUCUGGGGAUUUCUGCUUUAGCCUCUAGAUUCCUUCUCUUAUUUUUGAAAAAGUUCUUUGCCCACCAGAUUGCAGGAUGUUGCCACCUCUCUGUUUUUGACACUAGCUUCCUGUUUGUUCCUUGUGAUGAAAUCGAGCUUGUAUUCACCUGAGAGAAUGCCUUAUUUUAAUAUAGGUCUACUCCAGGUUGGCUUCCGCCUCCCCUGCCACCCUGACUAAACACAGAGAGUUGGGAGCAGAUAGACACACAGAAGCCACUAUUGGAUGCAGAAUUUUCCUUCCAGCUGCUUCUUGAAGGGGGUUUGAGAGAGGCGAGUGACACAGACCUAUGUUUAAAGAUGAGAAUGUCUAAAGUCUGGCUCCUGUAGCAGCAAGCAUACAGAAGGGCUGUAAAGCAACUUUUCCAAAAGGAGCUGAACUCCUCAAGAGGUCUGUGGAAGGUGAAGAUGCAUUCCUCAAGUGCAGCUUCUCCUCUGUGUUGUAGUGUCCAGAGGGGAAAGCUCUCCCUGUUGAAAGCUCUCACUUGGUUUGAAAAUUUUGAAACACAGGGACAAGGUUUCUUGCCCUUUUGGAUAUGCUUCCUCAGUAAAUAUUUCAAGAUUGGGGCUAGAAUUCCUGAAUUCAAAGAAGUGGUUACUGUGAGGUCUUCUUCAGGGUGUUUGUCAAUAUUAAUGUCUACAAGGCAACUACCCCUCCUGUUUUUCAACAAAAUCAAGGUCAUCCCUAGAUUGCAACACAAUCCAAGUCAUCCUUGAACCCUCUUUUUUUUAAAAAAUAAUUUUUAAAGCAAUGCCUGUGCUUGGGUUUUUCUUUGAAUAUUAAAACCCAGUGCUUAGCACAGUUGUUCCCAAUUUUGGAUCAUUCAGCAACAACUCCCAUCACCCCCAGCUACAAUUUAUUGUGACUGGAGAUGCUGGGAGUUGUAGUUCAGUAACAUCUGGAGGAACCCAGGUUGGGAACUACUGGCUUAGCAGAGAGGGAGCUUGCUCACAAGACCCUUAAGUGGGUAGAACAAGCAUCCUACCCGGCUCCUGAUUUUCUAUUGUGUGCAAGUUUAAAGCAAGGUUGGAGGAGGUGAAAGUGAUCGUGUGGGGGACAAACACAGGCUCUGAAUGUGGUGUCCUACCUUGGUAAUAUCCUGGGUAAAAGCGUUGGGUGGGAUCUUGCCAUUGGAGCCUCUGCUCCCCUCUUACACCAUCAUGUUUUCCUCUUUCUCCUCCCUAGCUUUUAACUCGCACAGGACCCAAAACCAGGAGUGAACACAGCUCCCAAAGCUGUGUAAAAUGCUUGUCCGGCCCUCUUAACAGUUGUGUGAACAAACUCCCUAUCUGCUAAGCCAAGCUUGGGCAAACCUGGCCCUCCAGCUGUUGUGGCUGGGAAUUAUGGGAAUUGUAGUUCAACAGCAGCUAGAGGGCCACAUUUGCCCACUCCUGUGCUAAACCCUUGGCUUUAAGGCAUGUGAACAAGUCUAGCAUUUCACAUUCUCUCUGUUGGUUCUGGUAUUCUGUCACUCAUCCAACCACAGUGGACACCUGACCUGUCCGUCUGGCUGGCUGGUUUCCUUGAUCGAGCAUGGAGGAAAAUAUCACAGGGUCUUGCUUUUACCUUAUUGGCCCUUCCCAUUUAGAGCCACAGUUUUUAAUAUUUUAGCCCAUCUUUCCUUUGAGUCUAGUGGGGUCUUUAAGGCCUUGCCCUUCUAAGACUUUGGAAAGCAAAGAGGAGGAGGACUAGCCCAGUUCCAGCUAUAGACGGAGUGUGCACACAUUAACCAGAUUAGGACUGUUCUGGGCUCUGAUAGCUUCAGCCUCAUUCUCUCUUGAAGUCUCAUUUGGAAGAUCCUGAACAAGAACGGCCGUUCUAAAAAUUGCAUUAAAAAAUUACAGCAAUUUUCGGAUGGGUGGCGGAUGGGUGGGAAAAGUAGGAAAGUGAGAUAUUUUGGCAGUGUUUGCCACAGAGGUGCGUGCACACAUGUAAAACAUGUUUUGAAGUAAAUGGGAGUGAACUGUCAUAACCUGCGUUGCAGCAAUACUUGAGGGCAGGUAAAGGAGUGGGAAGUAAUCUUACUCUGCUUGGUGUUUUACUGAAUAGAUGUCAAACUGUAAAAUUCUAACGUUUGGAAUAAAUUUAAUUGUAAUA